Molecule: messenger RNA, 1419 nt
Organism: Penicillium alfredii
Lineage: Eukaryota; Fungi; Ascomycota; Eurotiomycetes; Eurotiales; Aspergillaceae
Exons: 2
Coding region: 1-1419 (472 amino acids)
Source: RefSeq, a predicted model, not a curated record
AUGGCUGAUGGCUCAAGCUCAAGGUCACUUCUUUUUGUGUCCAAGAGCAGCUCCUCCUUCAUCGAGCCUUUUCUCUUCCGGAAAAUCGCCUGGGAUUGGAAACCGAUUCCUUUCCGCAGAGUGCUUCUAUUGUUUCGUGCCAUCUUACAGAAACCAGAGCGCGCAUCCCAAAUUCGCCACUUGAGUCUUGUGUCGCAUGAAGAGGAAGAGGCUCGCGAUGACUGGAAGCCUCCAAGCUGCCAGACAGACUGUAAAAAAGAGAUUGCCAGCUUUCAGGAUGUCUUGCACCACGCUCAAGUGAUUGUCGAAUCUUCGGGGUUUCCAGAUACUAAUACCUGGGCCCUUGCUCUCAAACGCGGAAACCCAUAUGCUUUCGUGUCGAUCCUUCUCUCCCAACUCCACAACUUGCACUCUCUUCAGCUGGAUUUCUCUUUUGUGUGGCAGUCAGGGUUUCCGGGACUGAUGCUACGACAUGCUCUUCUUUCUUCUUCCUCCAAGUCUUCAUUAUCUCGGUUCAACUCGCUCACGGACGUGGACUAUGGCGCCAACGUUCCCUGUGACCAACAAUCUUUUGGUUAUCCAGAGAUUUACCAAGACCGUGGCUAUCCCCAGUGCAAUCCGGAACAAUUCCCUGCUUGGUUUUACUUACCGUCUCUUCGAUCCCUCAAAAUAUGGCUCCAGACUAAGCAGGGAGUCGAACUACCCGAUAGAACCCCUGAUCUCUCUCGGCUUCAGCGUCUGAUUCUAGCUCGAACAACCAUACAGGAGGCUCAGGUUCCCAAAGUCCUUUCCCUUGCCCCCCAUUUAGAAACCCUGCAUUUGGGAAUGGCUUAUAGAUGGGGCAAGGAAACAGCAUUACAAGACGGGUCAUUCAUCAUCCAAGGUCUGGAGUCCCUUCGGGAGUCUCUCAAAAACCUCUCCUUCGGUAUCGAGUACUUCCCACCCACCAUGUGCGGUAACGUCUGGCUGAAUGCGGAAGAGGCGAGGCUAAGCUCCCCAUUCUACGGCCUGUUGAAGCAUUUCCACAGCCUUCAUUCUGUGGAGAUGCCAGCCAAUCUACUGGCCGGAUGGGCGACGGAGCCAUCGGUUGAUCUGACAUUGGGUUUACCCGCCACAGUCGAGCAACUCUGUUUGCGGGCCGAUUAUCACACUAUCGAUGAGGAAGGCUGGCAUGAAGAUUGUUUGCUAGAUCUGGUCACGCAGAACGCAGCAAGGCUACGUCCGCAUAUGCCUGGUUUGAAACGACUCUCUGUGCGCGGGUGUCCAUUGCUCUUCGGCUCGCCCGUUCAUAACCAAGAAAGAGAUAUUGCGCGGGCUGCUUGUGCUCGGGAAGGGAUUGAAUUUGAGGUUAUAUGUGACGAUGUUUCCAACGGGAUCUGGACUGAGACAAGAAUGUCUUCUCAACGGCAGACACUUUAA